Molecule: messenger RNA, 5591 nt
Organism: Zootoca vivipara (common lizard)
Lineage: Eukaryota; Metazoa; Chordata; Lepidosauria; Squamata; Lacertidae
Biological process (GO): regulation of transcription by RNA polymerase II
Cellular component (GO): nucleus
Molecular function (GO): RNA polymerase II cis-regulatory region sequence-specific DNA binding; DNA-binding transcription activator activity, RNA polymerase II-specific
Source: RefSeq, a predicted model, not a curated record
CUUCCUCCUCCAGUUUUGGGAUGGUGGAGAGAGGAGGUUUUUGCAGAGAGAGAGUUCCACCAUGGAAGUGCCCAGCCGGGCAGGGGAGCAAGCAGAAAAAGACCCCCACCCCAUGCAGUCUGGAUGCAGGGGGAGAUGCUGGGAAGGGACUGCGCAGAAGAUCCUGGAUGAGGCGGAUACCAGCUCAAACCUUUGGCGCCAGCAGUUCCGGGAAUUUUGCUACCAGGAGGCCAAAGGGCCCCGCGAGGUCUUCAGCCAACUCCACAACCUUUGCCGCCAGUGGCUGAAGCCAGAAAGGCUCACCAAGGCUCAGAUCCUGGACCUGGUGGUCCUGGAGCAGUUCCUAGCUGUCCUCCCCCUGGAGAUGGAGAGCUGGGUCAGGGAGUGCGGAGCCGAGACCAGCUCCCAGGCGGUGGCUCUGGCAGAAGGCUUCCUCCUGAGCCAGGAGGAGGGGAAGAAGCAGGGAGAGAAGAAGCAGGUGCAAGGCCCACUCCUGGGGGUCGCUGCUGGUUCCUCAGAGUUGGAGAACGCCCCAUCCAAUCCCUGUCAGAAACUGCUCUCCGUUGGCGUGGCCCAGGAGAUUCGAAGUCGGGGCAUUUCGCUGGAGAACGAGGUGACGUCACCAAGGCUCUUUGAAACAUCUCUUUGCGGUGGGUCGGAAGCGGCUGCUGGAUUGCCUGCUCAGGAUCCAGCCGUGGUGACCUUCGAGGAAGUGGCUGUCUAUUUCACCAACGAAGAGUGGGCGCUGCUGGGGGCCGGGCAGAAAGCCCUCCACAGGGAAGUCAUGCUGGAGAACUCCAGGAGUGUGGCCUCUCUUGCAGGUGAUGGGUGGGACAGUCAGAAAGAUGAUGGACCAUGCCUGUUGCCAUCAUUGGAGAGGAACAAGUUUCAAGAGAUGGGAGAGAACAUCGGAAAUAAAGAGGAACCAAGACAGCAGGAGGGAAACCCAACAGAGAUGGGGAAGAAGACAUCCUGGCUGGAGGGUGACUUCUGCGAAAUCCUAGUUCAACCAAAAGGAAAGGAAAGGAACGUCUGCCUGGUGUGUGGGAAAAUCUUCAGCCAGAAAUCGGACCUUACUGCUCACAGGAGAACCCACACGGGAGAGAAGCCCUACAAAUGCCUGGAGUGCGGGAAGAGCUUUAACAGGAGCUCAAACCUUACUUCCCAUCAGAGAAUCCACACGGGAGAGAAACCCUAUAAAUGCCUGGACUGCGGGAAGAGUUUCAGGGAGAGCGCAAACUUCACUUCCCAUCAGAGAAUCCACACAGGGGAAAGGCCUUAUCAGUGUUUGGAGUGUGGGAAGAGUUUCAACAGGAGCACGAACCUCACUUCCCACCUGAGAAAACACACCGGGGAGAAACCAUAUAACUGCUCGAUAUGCAGUCGGAGCUUUUGCGAUAAAUCCGUCUUCAAUCUCCACCAGUUGAUUCACUCGAGGGAUAAGCCACACAAAUGUUUGGCAUGUGGCAAGAGCUUCAUUCGACGGUCGCAACUUACUUCCCACGAAGGAAUCCACACGGGGGAGAAACCGUAUGAAUGCUCCGUCUGCGGAAAGAGUUUUCAUCGAAGUUCCAAUCUUACUUCACAUCAGAGAAUCCACGCCGGGGAGAGGCCCUAUAACUGCGCCGAAUGUAGCAAGAGAUUUUACGACAAAUCACACCUCCUUAUACACCAAAGAAUGCACACCGGGGAGAAACCCUACAGCUGCCUGGAGUGCGGGAAAGAUUUCAGGCACCAUACGAACCUUGCUUCUCAUCAGAGGACCCAUACGGGAGAGAAACCCCACAGCUGCCCGGAGUGCAGCAAGAGCUUUUACGAUAAGCACCACCUUCUCAUACACCAGAGAAUCCACACCGGCGAAAAGCCGUAUCGGUGCUUGGAGUGCGGAAAGAGCUUCAGCCAAAGCUCGAGCCUGAGCUCCCACUUCAGAACCCACACAGGGGAAAAACCGUAUACAUGUAAGGAGUGCGGAAAAGGCUUUAGCAAUAGCGGGAACCUUAAAAAACACAUGCUCCUUCACACAGGAGAGAAACCAUAUAAGUGUAUGGAGUGUGGAAAGAGUUUUACUCAGAGUGGUAGCCUGACGAUACACUACCGAACUCACACGGGGGAAAAGCCCUAUCAGUGCGCCGAGUGUGGAAAGUGCUUCAGAGUGAGUUCGAAGCUGACGUCGCACUACAGAACUCACAUGGGGGAGCCAUAUAAAUGUGCGGACUGCGGGAAGAGCUUCAGCACAAAAGCAAACCUUUGUAAACAUCAGAGAAUCCACACGGGGGAGAAGCCGUAUAAAUGCACCGACUGUGGGAAGAGCUUCAGCAAUAAAGGAAACCUUUGUAAACAUCAGAGAAUCCACACAGGAGAGAAGCCAUAUAUAUGUGCAGAAUGCGGGAAGGACUUCAGUGACAGCACGAGCCUUACUUUCCAUAAAAGAAUCCACUCAGGGGAGAAGCCGUUCAAAUGUGUGGAGUGUGGGAAGAGCUUCAGGAUGAGCUCUGGCCUUACCGCUCAUCAGAGAACUCACACCGGAGAGAAACCGUAUGCGUGUGUGGAAUGUGGAAAGAGCUUCCGUGAGAGACCAAGCCUCGCCUACCACAGAAGGACUCACACAGGAGAGAAGCCACAUAAAUGUGCCGAGUGUGGAAAGACAUUUGCCGAAAGGUCAAGCCUGACUUUACACCAGAGGAUCCACACAGGGGAGAAGCCGUACCCUUGUGAGGAGUGCGGAAAGAGCUUCCGGACCAAAGGAAACCUUUGUCAACAUCAGAGAACGCACAUAGCGGAGAAGUCCUAUAAGUGUCGGAAGUGCGGAGAGGCCUUCAACGACAGCGCGAGCCUCGCUUUUCACAAAAGCGUUCACUCGGGGGAGAAGCCGUUUCAGUGCGUCGAGUGCGGAAAGAGCUUCCGGGGCCACUCGAGACUUCUCUCCCAUCAGAGAAUCCACACAGGGGAGAAACCAUAUCCGUGUGUGGAGUGCGGGAAGAGCUUCCGUUGGCUUGAGGUUCUCACUGCUCACAAAAGAACCCACACGGGAGAGAAGCCGUAUAAAUGCAUGGGAUGUGGAGAGAGCUUCAGAAACAGAGGAAGCCUUUAUAAGCAUGAAGGCAUCCACAGGAGGGAGAAACCACACACGCCACCCUUCCCUGGUGCAAAUGUGGAUGCCACUGUGCCUGCAGGCAAUGUGCACCGUUUAUAUUCUUGUUUUCCCUUGAAAUUUCUAGGAGGGUUGGGAAUCCGCCAGUGGCUGAGCCAUUGGAAGCUGGGGGAGGGGGCGGCACAGAAGACAAGGGGCGGAGGGGGUCCCUCUGCAGAAAAGCCUGUGCCCCAAACUCCCCUACAUGGCAGGAAGAAUUCUUGACUGCCGGUUUCGCCUGGGGCAGCCUUAAACUUGUCCCCAUAUUCUGUGGCAUCCCGCCUGGAUCUGCUGUUUCCAUGGGCCCAAGGAGUUGAAAGCAAUUAUUAUUAUCAUGAUUGCAGUUAUUGAAGGAUUGGAAGGGACCCCCAAGGGCCAUAUAGUCCAACCCUCUGCAAUGCAAGAAUCACAGCUAAAGAUUCCCUGGCAGAUGGCCAUCCAACUUUCAUUUAAAAACCUUGAAUGAAGGGCAGCCAAGGGAGCUUGUUCCCCUGUUGAAUGAUUCUUGCCAUCAGAAAGUUAUUCCUAAUGUUUAGUUGGAAUCUCCUUUCUGGCAGGGUGGAUAAAAAUCAAUGAUUUUUAAAAAAUCAAAAUCAGAUUUUUAAAAAAUUUAAAUUGGAUUUUUAAAAUAAAAUGCUUUGGGACAAAAGAAUCUUUAAAUCAAAUCCACCCUGCAGUCUGGUAAUUUGAAUCCAUUGGUUCAAUGUGGAAAGGAUGUUUUUAAACUGGGGUUGUGUGACCAUGUGCCAGGGAUUAUUUAGCUGUGAUUCCUGCAUUGCAGGACGGUUGGACUAGGUGACUCUUAGGGUCCCAUUCCCGGCCCCCAAAGAGGGGGAUGAAUGGGCAACCUUUUCUGGAAUAUAUUUGUACUUUGAGGAGAUAAGUGAUCUAACUUGGCCAUCUCUUCCUGCCUCUGUUUACUUCCCUUCUCUAUCUCUUCUUAAAGUUCUUUGAUGGCUGAGAGCAGCCUUUAUUGCAGGGGUAGGCGACCUAAGGCCCGGGGGCCAGAUGUGGCCCAAUCGCCUUCUAAAUCCAGCCCAUGGACGGCCUGGGAAUCAGCGUGUUUUUACAUGAGUAGAAUGUGUCCUUUUAUUUAAAAUGCAUCUCUGGGUUAUUUGUGGGGCCUGCCUGGUGAUUUUUCAUGAGUAGAAUGUGUCCUUUUAUUUAAAAUGCAUCUCUGGGUUAUUUGUGGGGCAUAGGAAUUCGUUCAUAUAUUUGUUCAAAAUAUAGUCCGGCCCACCACAUGGUCUGAGGGACUGAAAAAAGUUGCUGACCCCUGCUUUAAUGUAUAAUCUGGUUGAAGGAAGAAGUGAUAAUGCAGGGUAUGGAGGGGGCUAGCCAGAGAAUAUAUCUGCCAUAGGCAGUUGGGCAAUCCAUACUGGCUAGCUAUCAAUAAAUCAGAUGGUUUUGAGGACGCUCGUGUACGGACUCAUAGCCAGAAGCUUGUGCAACCUGAGACCACCUGGGGAGGUCACUUUGCCACUUCUUGAGGGCUUCCCAGUGGCAGAUCGGAGUGCUUGCUUGGUAAUGUAUAUAAUGCUUGCUGUUUAGAAUAAAAUCUUUAAUCUUCUCACUCACUUGUGUUUGUAUUGCUUCUGAAUCUCAUUAAAAGAACCACCUGCAUUUGUCAACAACAACAACAACUUAUUUAUUCCCCGCCCAACAACAACAACAACAACUUAUUUAUUCCCCGCCCAUCUGGCCAGGUUUCUCCAGCCACUCUGGGUGGCUCCCAACCGAAUAUUAAAAACAAAAUACAGCAUUAAACAUUAAAAACUUCCCUAAACAGGGCUGCCUUCAGAUGUCUCUUAAAAGUAAGAUAGUUGUUUAUUGCCUUGACAUCUGAUGGGAGGGCGUUCCACAGGGCGGGUGCCAACACCGAGAAGGCCCUCUGCCUGGUUCCCUGCAACCUCACUUCUUGCAGGGAAGGAACCGCCAGAAGGCCCUCGGCACUGGACCUUAGUGUCUGGGCUGAAUGAUGGGGUGGAGAAGCUCCUUCAGGUAUACUUGGCUGAGGCCGUUUAGGGCUUUAAAGGCUCAACCUGGGCAGCCUGGCCAUUCUUUUGUGAUGGUAAAUACUCUAGUUCCUGAAUCUCUUACAUAUAUUGAUAGUUUGCUCAGCUUAACAGAUACUGUACUUGCCAGACCGUUUUUUGCAAAGGGAGGUGUAAGCCCCUGCAGUCCAAAGACAAACUGGAAAGCUUUUCCCAUUUCCUUCCUCCUUGCAAAGAAAUAUUUGAUGUCAAUUUGGGAGAGUCAAAACAGCUUCAGGAUUGUUCUCCCGUACUGUUUCAGACACUAUACUAGAAUCGUAGAGUUGGAAGAGACCACAAGGGCCAUCCAGUCCAACCCCCUGCCAAGCAGGAAACACAAUCAAAGCAUUCUUGACAUAUGCCUGUCAAGCCUCUGCUUAAAGACCUCCAAAGAAGGAGACUCCACCACACUCCUUGGUAGCAAAUUC